Molecule: messenger RNA, 1293 nt
Organism: Caenorhabditis bovis
Lineage: Eukaryota; Metazoa; Nematoda; Chromadorea; Rhabditida; Rhabditidae
Source: the annotation of a GenBank genome assembly
AUGAGCAUUAUAAUCGAUCCUUGCGAUUCCCUGGUUCAUGAACAUGUCCAUAUUUGGAUUCGUGAUCUAGAACCGAACACAAUAUACAGAGUUGAGCUCAGACUACUUCACCCUAUAGGAAUUUACCGUUCCUUCGGUGUUUUUAAAACUAAUGCAAUUGGCGUCAUCGAUCUUUCGAAAGAUAGUCCAAUACGAGGAACAUAUGCAGGUGUCCGUCGAAUGGGACUGUUUGAAAGUGUUGAGCCUACUGACACAAUUCGUCAAGGAGCAUAUUGUAAAUGCACACCUCCUGAUGAUUUCAACUAUGAACUUAGAGUUACAAGCUCGGACGGUGUUCUUCGUUGCUCGAAAACAUUGAAAAAAAGAUUACUCCACCCAAACGUUGAGCGCAUUGAAAUCGAUCAUCUCGUCAGCGACACGGAAGGAACAUCAUCAGUGAUCAAUUCGCGAAAAGUUGUUGGAACGCUGUUCAAGCCAUUUGGGGAUGGUCCGUUUCCAGCAGUCAUCGAUAUAUCUGGAACUGGUGGGGGAAUUAAUGAGCAAAAAGGUGCGGCAUUAUCAAGUCGUGGUUUUUGUGUUCUCAGUUUAGCAUUUUUUCAAUACAAAAAUUUACCAGAAGUAAUGCAAAAAGUCGAUGUUCAAUAUUUUGAGGAUGCUAUCGAUUUUAUGCGUUCACUACCAUUCACAACUGACAAAAUUGGAUUUCAAGGAGUUUCUUUUGGUGGAACACUCGCCAUAUAUUUAAGCACAUUGAUCCCAACAAUUAAAGCAGUGGUUUCAAUCAACGGAUCAUAUAGCAUGGAUAACAUAUCAUACAUCACGGUUCACGGCGAAAUGCCAAAGGUUGCAGUGUUUCCACAAGACGGGAAGAACUUGUAUUUCUUGAAUAGUUUGAUGUGUUAUGACAAGAUGGUUCGAAAUCUUGAAUACAAUUCCGAUGCGCGGUUCAAAUUGGAAAAUUCGUCACCUGAAACGGUUUAUCGAUUUGUUUCGUCUUUGGAUGACCUUUCAACUCCAACUAUUUAUGCAACAAACCUUCUAACUGCAAAACUGAAAAAAUUAAAACGCGAUUAUGAGGUUCACUUUUUACCUGGAGGACACUUAAUGGAUCCACCGUGCUAUCCAGCUCAUCCCACAGUAUUUGCGAAAUUUGCAGGCAUGCAUCAAGCUUAUGGUGGAGAUUUUGCUUUACACGGAAAGAGCCAAUUCGAAGCAUGGGAAGCAACUGUCGCAUUCUUUAAGAAACAUUUGUCUUCUGACGGCUCAUCAUUUACAACCACAUCAAAAAUUUAA